GACGAGUGGAAACCCGCCACCACCGGCGGCGGCGCCGGCAACCGCUCUUCCGUCUCUGGCCCCCCGGCUUUUGGCGGCAAGCGCCCCAGGAAGAGCAGGUGUAAGAUUCUGUAAAUCUGCCGAGCUCCUCCCCCCUCCACCCCGACGACUACACCUCUCUCUCUCUUUCUCUCUCUCGCGACAAAUGCGCGCCGCCAGCAAAGACGACUGUAUGGGAUCUAUACGACCGAUGACGAACGCUGGGCGGGGUGCCAUCGGGAACAAACGACAACAAACAACACCAACAACGACGACGGACGACGACGCAUCAAGAAACGAACGACGAGACGGAAGAACGCAGGGGCCUAAAUUUUCUUGGCGAGCGAGCGAGAGCGAGCCUCACAAAACCCCCCCUCGAGGCCUCCCACGCAUAUUCUCACCCAGAGGAAGAAAGCAUUUUUCUCCUCUAUUUUUCUGUUUUUCUUUUUUUCCUUCUCUUUUUCUCCUUGCUAGCGGGGCAUUGCAUAAUUACGGGGUUCUCUUUUUUCCUCUUUUUUUUCUUUCCUCUCUCGAUAUUAAGGGCAUACAUCACGGCGUUUGUCAUCUUCUCUUUUUCUUUAUCCCCCCUUAUGCCAUGCCAUGCCCAUUCCCCGUCCUCGAUUUACUCUCUUGGCUUGGAGGAGGAAGCACGCAGCGAAGCGGAGCGGAGCGGAGUGGAGUGGGGUUCAGUGAUGCGACUACGAUGGAUGGACGGACGCGUCUGCAAUCAUGCUUUUAUUAACGGCUCUCAUAACCCACCACCAUCAUUCCCCCCGGCACCCGGUUUCCGAUUUUGUAAUUCCCUUGUCGCCGAGGGCGCGGGCGCAACGUAUAGUAGUAGUAUAGCUAGCUAUAGCAGCCGCCAUCCCGCCCCCCCCCCUUUUUUUUUCAUUUUUUUUUUUUUUUUCACUUUUACUUAUUUCCCCGUGUCGUGUUUCGCUGGAGAA
This is a messenger RNA of Aplosporella prunicola CBS 121167, 965 nucleotides long. RefSeq lists its product as uncharacterized. The transcript has a single exon. The coding region runs from base 185 to 760 and encodes 191 amino acids. The record is from RefSeq and is a predicted model, not a curated record. NCBI's taxonomy places the organism in Eukaryota, Fungi, Ascomycota, Dothideomycetes, Botryosphaeriales, Aplosporellaceae.